Synchiropus splendidus (mandarinfish) is the source of this 1932-nucleotide messenger RNA. Its product is annotated as arginyl-tRNA--protein transferase 1. NCBI's taxonomy places the organism in Eukaryota, Metazoa, Chordata, Actinopteri, Syngnathiformes, Callionymidae. Gene Ontology annotation, molecular function: arginyl-tRNA--protein transferase activity. Gene Ontology annotation, biological process: protein arginylation. Bases 57 to 1571 code for a protein of 504 amino acids. Gene Ontology annotation, cellular component: cytoplasm. The record is from RefSeq and is a predicted model, not a curated record. The transcript is spliced from 12 exons.
GUUCAGCAGUGCUGGUCGGCAGCACUUAAGUGUUGUCAUCGGUUGAGAUUUUAAAGAUGGCUGGGAGCAGUUCCUAUACCAUCGUGGAGUACUUCGGUGGGGAUGAUGGCUAUCGUUGUGGCUACUGCAAGAACCCUAUCGGCAACUUUUCCCACGGAAUGUGGUCCCACACCAUGACUGUACAAGACUACCAGGAUCUCAUCGACAGAGGAUGGAGAAGAAGUGGAAAAUAUGUCUAUAAGCCCAUAAUGCACAAGACAUGCUGUCCACAGUACACCAUCAGAUGUCAUGCACUGAAGUUCCAGCCUUCCAAGUCUCACAAAAAAGUCCUUAAGAAGAUGAGCAAGUUCAUUUCGAAAGGGGAGCUACCAAAAGAUGAAAUAGAUGGUGAACCAAUGGAGUCUGUGUGCGGGAACGCUUGUCACGUCGAGCCCCGAAUGGAUGGUCAGUCUGUGAAGUCCUGCGCUGCAAUACCAGAUAUCCAGAAUGAGACUGCUGAGUUUCCAGUGAAAGCAGAUGAGGCGACAAAUGACGUUGAAUCUUCUCCUGCUGGCACGGACUCACAAAGGAACGAGUCAGAGUCGCACCCCAGUAGACGGACAGCUCCAGCUCCUAAGCCAGGUGUGGGAGUCGAUCUGAACCGACCCCUGUGUAGAAAAGCCAAAGACCUGAGGAAAGAGCGCCGGCAGCAGAAAGAGCAGAAGAGGCAGCAGGCUGAAGGGGUGACGUCAGGUGUCAGCGCUGCUCCAGCUCCAUCUAAUCUGCCCAAAACAUUGGAAGAGUUCAUCAAAGAAAGCUUACCUGAGAACUCCUCACAUUCCCUCGAGGUGAGGUUAGUGCCAGUCGACUUUGAGGACCCUCAAUUCUCUGCGUCCUAUCAGGAGUCGGCAGAGCUGUAUGCUUGCUACCAGACGGCCAUUCAUGGUGACGACCCCAGCGAGUGUAGUGUCAGUGAGUUCCGGAGAUUUUUGUGUGAUUCACCACUCGAGGCUGAGUCGCCUCCUGAUGCCCCUGAGAUGGGCUACGGCUCCUUCCACCAGCAGUACUGGCUAGAUGGGCGCAUCAUAGCAGUGGGGGUCAUCGAUAUCUUGCCUACCUGUGUGUCUUCAGUUUACCUGUACUACCAUCCAGAAUUCUCCGCUCUGUCUCUGGGCUCUUACUCUGCUCUCAGGGAGAUCUCUUUCACCAGAGAGCUGCAGAAACAAUCACCAAAGUUGUCCUACUACUACCUGGGCUUCUACAUACACUCCUGUCCCAAGAUGCGUUACAAGGGUCAGUACCGGCCUUCGGACCUCCUUUGUCCUGAAACCUUCAUCUGGGUACCAAUUGAGCGCUGCCUACCCCAGCUGGAGAACUCUCGCUAUGCUCGCUUCAACCAGGACCCUGACGCAGGCGACGCCCGCGCGGUGAAGGACGUGGGCCGAGCCAUGGUGCUGUACAGGAGGACCGCCAUGCCCUACGCCGCCUACUCACGCAAACGCAAGGGCUCCAGCGAUGAGGUGGAGGUGAAGCAGUACGCCAGCUUGGUGGGCCAGAGCUGUGCCGAGAGGAUCCUGCUUUACAGAGCCUGAAUAAACCGAACCUCACCAGUGGACCUUUAACUCAACCUGCAUUCACUUCCCAGCAAUGAUCUGUCUGUCUGUCUUUAAAGUGCUCUCUGCUUUUGUCUGCUCUGUUUAGUUUGUGUGGCCGCUCUCUGAACAUAAGGACAUUUUGGUGCAAGUUUGAAGCGAUGAAAUUCUUAUUUACCUUUUUCAUGUGAAAUCAUUUUCAUGCUUUUAGUUGUCGGGGGCUGAGCCUUAUGGUUUUACUCAAAUGUCAUAGAGCAAAGUUUGCUUUUUUUCCUGUUCUAUUUAUAUGAUUGUCUACUUUUCUUUGUUAUUGGAAAAGACAUGGAAAUCAAAUAAAAAGCAGUUGUUUCCUUGUUUUGGA